Dentiscutata erythropus is the source of this 1461-nucleotide messenger RNA. Lineage: Eukaryota; Fungi; Glomeromycota; Glomeromycetes; Diversisporales; Gigasporaceae. The record is from the annotation of a GenBank genome assembly.
AUGGCUACUUAUAAACAGAAACCUGUUCGACCUCAAACUCACUAUGCAAGUAGUGAUUCAGAAGAAGCUUCGGGUUCAGAUCAAGAAUGGGUCGUGUUUCAUGGAGAUCGCUCCUCCAGUAAAUCUUUUGACCGCAAAAUCGGUAUUCCCUCUAGUGACGAUGACUGGCAUGUUCUUAGUGACAAUCUAAGUCCAACGGAAGAAGGUCUGAUUGUAUCUGAAAGUAACUCUGAAUUCGCCAGUGACUAUGAUUCUGAGCCAGACCAAGUUCAGGAACACUCGGAAGAUUUAGUAAACCAAGAUUACAUCCCCCAAAUUCCUUCUCGCGACAGCGUUGAAAAUUUUAAUGAGACACUUUCAGAUAUCGAUUUUACACCUAAUGAAAAAAACAAUUCUCCUGAGUUUGAAGAAAAUCAUAAAUCUGAGGCAACGAAUCCCAGUAUCACAGGAGCCGAUAUCUUUGAUUACAAAACCCAAAGCCAAAAUGAGAAUAUUUCCGAAAAUAGAGGAAGAACUCUUGGCAGUGCGCGUGAUUCUUUAAUGUCCAAAUUACGUAAUGUAUUCCGAAUUGAAGAGGAGGUUGUCUCAAUAAUUGAAAGAGAGCAACCACCGCAGGUUUAUCAACGACUUGGAGAAUCUGCCUCUGCUAACGCAAAGUUUGGGUUGGGUGAUUUGGGCAUGAUGAAUCCUAUUAAAUCACUAGCAAAUGUGAACAACGAAGGCAUAAAUGAUCAUUCCGAAAAUAAACAAGAGCGAUUUUCACAAUUAUCCACUAUUGAUAAUAUGCCUAUUACUUAUACGCGUUUAUCUUCCGGUAACGCUUCCAUUAUUACUAGAUUGGGGAGUAGACCUAAUAUGCCAAAGGAUCCAAUGGCUGUCAAAUUCGCCCCAACUAUACCCAAGGAUACAAUAAAUAAUAUAUUGACGAACAAUAAUAUUAACAGCAGUCAUGAUAAUCAAGCAACUUCUAAUUCCGGACGCACUUCUCAAAGUGACACAAAUUCACUUCUUUCUACUGUAUGGACAACUUUCCGUCGCAUUACAAACAAUAUAAUAAUAAGCAGUGAUUCGGAAUCUUCUCAUAAUGAUAAUAUUCCUUACCCCUCUAUUUUGUCUCUCGGAUCUUCCAGCCGUACACAUCAGAGUGGUUUGGCCUCUAUUAUCACAGAAUCUGGAGAAAGCUAUUACGCUUAUGAUACUUGUUACCCACCUUUUGGCAACCAUCUUACCCUUUCUGACCUUUGUCCCCCUUUGUAUAAUCAUAGACCAUCUACAACUACCGCUGCACCACAUGCGUGCAGUGGAAGUUCUAUUCCUUCAUCUAAUGCUGCAAGAAAACUUCUUACACCCGUUUCUAGUUCAGCAAGUUUGCAAAGCUUUAUUAGUCGAGGAGGAAGUGAUUGUGGAUUGGAGAGUGGAAGAGAAAGGGGUACCUCUUUAGAAGUUCCUCUUGUUAUGUAA